AUGGCCCGGCCGCCGCCCCGCAGCCCGCCGUCGCCGAUGCUGCUGCUGCUCCCGCUGCUGCUGCUGCUGCUGCUGGGCCCCGGCCCGGCAUCCGGGAGAUCACAUGUGUACCGCCGGGGGAUCCUGGAACUGGCCGGAACCGUGAGCUGCGUUGGCAACCGAACACCCAUCGCCUACCUGAACUACGGCUGCUAUUGUGGCCUGGGAGGGUACGGCAAGCCCCGGGAUGCCAUCGACUGGUGCUGCCAUCACCAUGACUGCUGCUACUCGCGAGCAGAGCAGGCGGGCUGCAGCCCCAAGAUGCAGCGCUACUCCUGGGAAUGCAUCAACCGGACCAUCCAGUGCGGACCGGCAGAAAAUAAGUGUCAAGAACUACUGUGCAAGUGUGAUGCAGAGAUUGCUUACUGCCUGGCAGGGACUGAGUACCACCUAAAAUACCUCUUCUAUCCCCAGUUCCUGUGUGAAGCUGACUCACCCGCCUGUGACUGACUGAGUGGCGGGACCAGUCUAGUCUGCCCAAGGAAAUAAAGCUGCUUUUCACUACUAAACAACGGCAUCCAGUUUUCUCAGAAGGCAAUUGAGGCCAAGUGAUAAAGCUGCAAGCCUGUGUUUGCUCUCUCGCUCUCUCUUCUUCCAUCCUGGAACUCAAGACUCGCC
Perognathus longimembris pacificus (Pacific pocket mouse) is the source of this 657-nucleotide messenger RNA. Its product is annotated as group 10 secretory phospholipase A2-like. The record is from RefSeq and is a predicted model, not a curated record. Gene Ontology annotation, molecular function: calcium ion binding; phospholipid binding. NCBI's taxonomy places the organism in Eukaryota, Metazoa, Chordata, Mammalia, Rodentia, Heteromyidae. The coding region runs from base 1 to 489 and encodes 162 amino acids. The transcript is spliced from 4 exons. Gene Ontology annotation, biological process: lipid catabolic process; phospholipid metabolic process; arachidonate secretion.